AUGACAAUUGGAGAGAUCAUUUUGGGUUCCUUUAUGGGUUCCUUCUUUCAGGUCCUAUUCGGCAAGUUGACUUCUCUCACAUUAGUCUAUGCACAACAUGAAGGAACUAGCACUGCUCUCCUCAAGGAGUGGAAUGAGAUGCUAGGCAUAAUCAAUGCAGUGAUGACUGAUGCAGAAGACAAGCAACACAGUGUUAACCCUCUAGUGAAGCUGUGGCUAGAUGAUGUUAGGGACUUGGCCUAUGAUAUGGAAGACUUGAUUGAUGAGUUAGCGAUCAAAGUCACUCAGGUUAAGUUGGAGGCAGAAUCCAACACAAGCAAAGGUCUGGAAAAAUGGAAGUUCUCUUUCUUUGGCCGAGAUAAAUCCUUCGGAUCGAAUCCAAACCUGGGCUCGCUCAUGUCUGAAACCAAGGUACAAGAGAUUAGUGGCAGGUUGAAAGUGAUUGUCACUAGGAAGGCUCAUCUAAGCUUAAGAGAGAAUGUUGUGGACAGAUCCAACUACACAAACAAAAAAGACCUAACCACUUCUUUGCCAGAGCCUCAGUUUUAUGGUAGAGAGAAGGAAGAAGCACAAAUACUCAAACUAUUGAUCAGUGAAGUUGAAAAUUCCGAUGCCAUGUUGAGCAUAAUCCCCAUAGUUGGGAUGGGUGGUGUUGGAAAAACGGCCUUGGCUCAACAGUUGUAUAAUGAUGUCAGAGUAUAUAGCUAUUUUGAGAAGAGAGUGUGGGUUUGUGUGUCAAAUGUUUUUGAUGUUCUUCACAUAACAAAGACUAUUUUGCAGUCAAUCACUGGGUUGUCAUGCCAGGGUGAAGAUCUUAACGGGCUUCAAGUUAAGUUGAAGGGCAAACUAUCUGGGAAGAAGUUUCUUGUGGUUUUAGAUGAUAUAUGGAAUGAGAAAUAUGAAAAAUGGACUGCCCUUUUAAAGCCAUUUGAAGCAGGGGCUAAGGGGAGUAAGAUCAUCAUCACAACUCGCAACCUUUCUGUUGUUUCCAUAACUAGAGCAUCACCCUAUCAUUUGAAGGAAUUGUCCCUUGAUAAUUGUACAAGCUUAUUAGCCUUUCAUGCACUUGGAGCAACAAAUUUUGAGAGCCAUCCGGAUUUUAAAACAAUAGGUAAGAAAAUAGCUGAAAGAUGUAAAGGUUUACCUUUGGCGGCGAAGAUGCUAGGCGGUGCCCUACGUAAUAAAAGGAAUCCCAAUGAAUGGGAAGAUACCUUAAAUAACAGAAUAUGGGAUCUUCCGAUGGCAGAGAAUGAUGAGGUUCUCCCUAUCUUGAACUUGAGUUAUGUCCAUCUUCCUUGCCAUUUGAAGAGAUGUUUUGCUUAUUGUGCAGUAUUUCCCAAGGAUUACGAAAUUGAGAGAGAUGAGCUGGUACUCUUAUGGAUAGCCGAGGGCUUUUUAGAUAGACAAAAAGUAAAGGGGAAUAAUUUCAGAUUAGGACGAAAUUACUUUGAUGAGUUAGUAUCCAGAUCAUUUCUUCAACAAUCAAGUGUUGACAAAUCUAAGUUUUCAAUGCAUGAUCUUUUGAAUGAUUUAGCAAAGUCAAUUGCAGGAAGUGCAUACUUUAGCUCUGGGGAGUCUCACUUGGUAGCUAAUGAAGAAGAUACAUCUCUUGGGAAAAUUCGUUAUGCAUCAUUCAUCUCAUCGCAUUUUGCUACAUCAAAAUGCUUAAGAGAAUAUCACCGAAUGAAGGUACUAAGAACUUUAAUGCUAUUGCAUAAUGGAUUUAGAGGGGACACUUUCUCUAUUUCCAACAAGGUGCUACAUGACUUGCUAACGGAAUUGAAGUACUUGAGGGUGCUCUCAAUAUGUCAUUGUGACAUCGUAGAGUUACCGAAUUGCAUUGGUGAUCUAAAACAUCUUAGAUAUCUCAAUUUCUCGUACACUGAUAUCAAAAGGCUACCUGAAUCAAUUGUCAGCUUGUGCAAAUUACAAGUUUUGAUCUUAAGAGGUUGUCAAAAACUUUCAAAGUUGCCUCAAGGCAUCACAAAAUUGGUCGGUUUACAGUUUCUUGAUGUUAGAGAUAUGAGGAGUCUUAAAGAGAUGCCGUUGGGUAUCGGAUCUGGUGAUCUAUGGUUAAAAGUUGCUGCAUUCGGAGCUUUCCAGUUACUUCAGGUGAUGGCAAUCAUUCUUAAGAGUUAUCAGCCUGCACUAAUCAUUUGA
Messenger RNA from Eucalyptus grandis, 2160 nucleotides. RefSeq names its product putative disease resistance RPP13-like protein 1. The coding region runs from base 1 to 2160 and encodes 719 amino acids. Gene Ontology annotation, biological process: defense response to other organism. Gene Ontology annotation, molecular function: ADP binding. The transcript has 2 exons. Lineage: Eukaryota; Viridiplantae; Streptophyta; Magnoliopsida; Myrtales; Myrtaceae. The record is from RefSeq and is a predicted model, not a curated record.